AUGUUGUAUACAGCAGCGCCGGUGUUUGAUGAAAAAUACGUGUUCACGUGGAGAUUGAAUAACAGUGGUGUUUUCUCGGUGAAUUCUGUGUCGGCCUUGCUUGCGGAUUAUAAGGAUGUUGCUUGGCCGGUCAAUACAAUGGAAUCGUUGAAUGCUUUGUGGAAAGUGCCGACUCCGUUAAGAUACAAGAUUUUUGGGUGGAGGAUUCACCCGGAAAGUUUGAAUCAUUUGUGUUUCUCUUGUAAUGUCUCGAAGGUGAUAUGGUGUCGGGUUUUAUUGUGGUUGGGGGAAAUUCCUUCUCUUACCAUUGAUGGUUUUUUGGAUUUUGGUUUUAUCCAAGAGAAGGUUGUUAAUGUUAAAGCUAGAAUGAAGAUCAAUUCCAUUUGGAUAGCUACCACGUGGAGUCUUUGGUACAUGAGAAAUGCGAUGAUUUUUGAAAAGGAGGAGUAUAGUUUUGAUAUGGUAUAUUACAAAAUCAUGUAUUUAUCUUGGUGUUGGUUAGCUAGUUGCAAUCCGGGUUAUCUUUCUAGCUUUUACGAUUGGUACAAAUCCCCGAUGGAUUGUUUUUAA
Molecule: messenger RNA, 570 nt
Organism: Vicia villosa (hairy vetch)
Lineage: Eukaryota; Viridiplantae; Streptophyta; Magnoliopsida; Fabales; Fabaceae
Exons: 2
Coding region: 1-570 (189 amino acids)
Source: RefSeq, a predicted model, not a curated record